AGACCUACACCACAGAAUGAAGCUAUAACAGUACAUUUCAAGCCAGUUACGUUAAAAGCCUCUGAAAGUAAAUAUACCAAAGUUGCAAGUAUUAGCUUUGAUGCAUCAAAAGCAAAAAAAGCAUCACAGUCUUCUGGGAAAAUAACUGUUAAAGCAAAAGAGAAGAGCUACUCCAAACUUGAAAUACCGUAUCAAGCAGAAGUGUUGGAUGGGUAAGCUUGCAGUAUCUUUCACAUCCGUGACAGUGCUGCUGAUUCCGUGGAAAGACUGAUCUAUCUAACAAACACGUUCAGUUUUGCAGUCCUUAUACAUGAUGUUGUGUUACCAGAGGAAGCAAAACCAAUGUUUAAAGUCCAGAACUUCAGCAAACCAGUCUUAAUUCCACCUAAUGAAUCCAGAUAUAUUUUUACACUUCAUUUUAUGCCUUCCACAUCAUCUGUUCAUAUAGAUAAUAAUAUUUUACUUAUCACCAAUGCUUCUAAAUUUCACCUGCCUGUCCGAGCAUACACAGGAUUUCUAGAUUACUUUGUACUGCCUCCAAAAACUGAGGAACGGUUUAUAGAUUUUGGCAUAUUGAGUGCAACAGAAGCUACUAGCAUUUUAUUUGCAGUCAUCAACAGCAAUCCGAUAGAGCUGGCUAUAAAAAGUUGGCAUAUUAUAGGGGAUGGUUUGGCCAUAGAACUUCUAACAACUGAAAAGGGAAACAGAACAACAAUAAUUGCAAACCACCACGAACUACAGAAUGCUGGUGCAUCUGAUCAGUCUUCAGCAAUACUAGCAUCGGGUUAUUAUGCUGUGUUUAGAGUAAAACUAACAGCGAAAGAACUUGAAGGAAUUCAUGAUGGAGCUGUACAAAUCACGACAGAUUAUGAGAUUUUAACUAUACCAGUGAAGGCAGUGAUUGCUGUUGGCUCGCUGACCUGCUCCCCAAAACAUGUGUUUCUUCCACCUUCUUUUCCAGGGAAAGUGGUUCACCAGAGCCUGAACAUUAUGAACUCCUUUUCUCAGAAAGUGAAAAUACAACACAUACGCUCCCUGUCAGAAGAUGUAAGGUUUUAUUAUAAGAGGUUAAGAAGUAAUAAAGAAGAUUUAGAGCCAGGAAAAAAAUCAAAGAUUGCAAAUAUUUAUUUUGAUCCUGCUUUACAAUGUGGAGAUCAUUGUUAUGUAGGAUUGCCUUUUCUAUCUAAAUCGGAAUCUAAAGUUCAGCAUGGUGUAGCAAUGCAAGAAGAUGCAUGGGAUUCUGACUGGGAUUUGCACGAGUACUUAUUUAAAGGAUGGACAGAAAUAAAAGAGAACACAAGCCAUAGACUGAAUGCUGUAUUUGAAGUAGACACAGAUCUUCAGAAGGAUGUCCGGUUGCAAAUUACAGCAGAAAUGGCCUGGCCUUCCAUACUUAGUUCACCACGCCAUCUCAGCUUCCCUCUUACCAAUACGAACAGUUCAUCAGAAGAAGAAAUUUUUCUAGAAAACCCAGCUGAUGUUCCUGUGUAUAUUCAGUUCCUUCCUGUAGCUCUGUAUUCUAACCCAUCCGCCUUUGUUGAUAAAAUGUUAGAACGGUUUAAUUUGAGCAAGCCAACUAAUUUCAAUCUGAGGACUCUAGAGUUCCAGGUCUUCAGAAAUUGCGUCCAGCCACUACAGAGCACAGUAGGACUUACAAAGAGCCUGGCUCGUCAUUCAGUUUUAAGCCUAAUAUUAAAACCUGGUGAGAGAAAGUCUGUCAAAGUAAAGUUUACUCCAGUUCUUAAUAAAACUGUUUCAUCGUUGAUUGUUAUCAGAAAUAAUUUGACUGUAAUAGAUGCCAUAAUGGUACAAGGGCAAGGAACUACUGAGAGCUUGAAGGUUGCAGGCAAACCUCCCGGUGCAGGAAGUUCUUUACGCUUUAAAAUCACAGAAGCAUUAUUAAAAGACUGUUCAGAAAAAAUGAAAUACAAAGAACCGAAUUUCACACUGAGAAGAACAUUUAAAGUGGAAAAUACAGGGCAGUUGCAGAUUAAUGUGAAAACUAUGGAAAUCAGUGGCUAUACAUGUGAAGGAUAUGGAUUUAAAGUCGUUAACUGUCAUGAGUUUGCACUAAGUGCCAAUUCCUCUAAAGACAUUGUCAUAUUGUUUACACCUGACUUCACUGCUUCCAGAGUCAUACGUGAAUUAAAAUUCAUCACCGCGGGAGGCUCUGAAUUCAUAUUUAUCUUGAAUGCUUCCCUUCCAUAUCACAUGUUAGCAACAUGUGCAGAAGCACUACCCAGGCCCAACUGGGAGUUGGCACUGUACAUAAUCAUCUCAGGAAUCAUGAGUGUACUCUUUCUCUUGGUAAUUGGAACAGCCUAUCUAGAAGCUCAAGGAAUAUGGGAGCCAUUUAGAAGACGUCUGUCCUUUGAGGCCUCAAACCCUCCCUUUGAUAUGGGAAGGCCACUUGAUCUCAGGAGAAUAGUUGGAAUUUCAUCUGAUGGAAACUUGAAUCCGCUUGGAUCAGAUUCUAAUCACGGUUCAUCCAGAGGGAUCUAUGGAGCGGGCAGUUCGUCUUCACGAUCCAGUGCAGGGAAUCAUAAACAAUGCAAUGCAGCAGCACACCUUCACAGCAAUAGAAAUGCACCUGAUGUUGAAAACAUCAAAUCCAAAACCAGUUCAAGCAUACCUAACAGGACUUCAGCACAAGCAGCUUCCGUGCAGUCAGUGACCAGAGCGGGCCCCUUUACCUUGGAUUCAGGUGCCACAUCUCAGACUCAUGCUGCAGGCAAAAGAGCCAAGGGGACGCGGCAGAACCAGCAGCUGAUGCCGCAGCAGGCACCGGCUGUGGCAGAGCAGCCCCUCCAGCAACCCCCAGCAUCCGGGCUCCCGCAGCAAGAGCAACAGACUGAAAGUGCUUUGCCACAGCUGCCGCUUCUCAGCCCGCCUCAUGCCGAAUGUGCCAGCAGCAGAAGGCACAGCUCGGAGGAUUCAGAUCUCACUGGGCUCAUAGAAACGAUGGAAAAAGACUUUGACCACCCAGAAUCCCCUUCCCCAGAUGUGUUUACAGAGCAGCCCCCAUCUCCGCUAGCAAAAAACAAAGGGAAAGGGAAAAUACUUCAGCGCAAGGCUAAGCCGCAGAAGAAGCGGGAAGAAAAGGACAGAAGAGGGAAAGGAAAGCAACAGGAGGAUGAACUGAAAGACUCCUUGGCAGAUGAUGACAGUUCUUCAACCACAACCGAAACCUCCAACCCAGAUACAGAACCACUUCUCAAAGAGGAACCUGAAAAACAAAAGGGAAAAGUUAUACCAGAAAAACCUGAAAAUGAAAUAAUACAAGUAAAACAGAAAACUAAAAGACUGCUAACAAGUAUCAAGAAAGAAAUCCCUAUAGAUGUGAAAACCAGUUCCUUGGAACUGUCUUAUACUCCCCCGCUGGAAAACAAGCAGCGCAAAACCUUUCCAUCCAAGAUACCUACACAGCACCUUUUGACGAAUGUGUCUAAAUCAAGAAACCUCCCCAAAACGAGAGGUCCAAACAGUAAGCUAAUGGAGAACAGGCCAUCAGUAUUAGCAAAAUUUCUCCCCGGUGGUUCUGGACCAGAGCUAGGAAACACCAGCAGCUCAGAAGGGGAAAAGGAUUCUCCACCACCAGAGUGGGACUCAGUGCCUCUUCACAAAGCUGACAGCUCUACGGACAACCUUUAUAAACUCUCUCUGCAAACCCUGAACGCAGAUGCUUUCCUGAAACAGCGACAGCCCUCGCCGACACCCGCCUCUCCAUCUCCUCCUCCUCCUCCCGCAUCGUUUGCUUUUGGGCCACGAGGAGGCACUUACAGCAGCAUUGUGAACAGCAGCUGCAGCAAUGAAACGAAAAGCAAGCAGCCUAAUGGUACCAAACAUAAGCUGGCAAAGGCAGCUUCUCUUCCAGGCAGGAAUGGCAACCCCACUUUUGCUGCUGUAGCUGCGGGUUAUGACAAGAGCCCAGGUGGUAGUGGUUUACCAAAGGUUUCUCCAAGCAAGACGGAUGUUUCCAGCAAUAUCAGCGUUUCCCACACAGCUGUUGACAGUGAUGGCUCUGACAGUUCAGGCUUGUGGAGUCCUAUCAGCAAUCCCAGCAGUCCUGACUUCACACCUCUCAACUCAUUCUCUGCAUUUGGACAUUCUUUUAACUUAACUGGAGAGGUUUUUAGCAAACUUGGUUUAGCUCGAUCUGCUUAUGGGCAGGAUGUUCAGAGAAACUGGAAUGAAUUCAAUAAUGUUCCAUCAUCCAUCUGGGAUCCUUCAGCUACAGAUUCUGUACCCUCCUGGCCAACAAGCUCGAGUUCUCCAACUCAUACAACUGCAUCGAUCCUUGGCAACCCAAGUGGCCUGUGGUCCACCACUCCAUUCAGCAGUUCCAUUUGGUCAAGUAACCUCAACAGUGGCCUUCCCUUCACCACUCCAACAAACGCGCUGUCAGGCAUUGAUCUCAUGGGUAGUGAAAACUCCGCUGCUCCUUCUCCGCCCACUGCUGCCACCGUUGCCAACCCUGCUGAAGACAUGGGACAGACCUACAAUCCUUGGAGAAUUUGGAGCCCAACAAUUGGAAGAAGAAGUUCAGAUCCUUGGUCUAAUUCACACUACCCUCAUGAAAACUGAAGUUAAGCAAAAGGAAAGAACUCUUACCAAGUCAUGAUACAAUUCUGAAUGCAAAUUUUUGAAACAUCAUUUUCAGGCUGUUGCUGGUCAUUGCAUUUUUAUUCCCUGCCCCCCACCCCCGCCUUGCCCCCAGUCAUGCUUUCAUCACUUGCUCCUUUUUAAAGUCUGUCCUGCAAUAUGGUAGUGUGAGACUGCAGAUAAGCUUGAAAAAGUCUCUGUGUGGUCACAAAUCCCAAUUACAGCUGAAGCCUGUAAAUCUGAACAAUUUCACUGUUUUCAUAUUUUAUCAUCCGCCAUCUUUAUUUAGGCAACAAUUUGAACUAUAAAACAGUCCUGGCAUGCAAUACUUUUAUGGAAAGUACCUGUUUGGAUUUUUAAAUUUUUUUCCAGUAUUAUCCUCCAAGUUCUAAUUUAAAAUCAAAAGGCACUUUGUGCUAAAAUGCAGAGUAUUUUUUUAAAAUAAGGCUGUCUUUGUUAACACAGGUUCUAAGAAUGUUAAAAA
Messenger RNA from Phaethon lepturus (White-tailed tropicbird), 5086 nucleotides. RefSeq names its product transmembrane protein 131 (gene TMEM131). Lineage: Eukaryota; Metazoa; Chordata; Aves; Phaethontiformes; Phaethontidae. The transcript has 31 exons. The record is from RefSeq and is a predicted model, not a curated record. Bases 343 to 4584 code for a protein of 1413 amino acids. Gene Ontology annotation, cellular component: membrane.